Molecule: messenger RNA, 1569 nt
Organism: Manduca sexta (tobacco hornworm)
Lineage: Eukaryota; Metazoa; Arthropoda; Insecta; Lepidoptera; Sphingidae
Product: speckle-type POZ protein-like B
Exons: 1
Coding region: 220-1251 (343 amino acids)
Biological process (GO): regulation of proteolysis; proteasome-mediated ubiquitin-dependent protein catabolic process
Cellular component (GO): nucleus; cytoplasm
Molecular function (GO): ubiquitin protein ligase binding
Source: RefSeq, a predicted model, not a curated record
GGGGAAUAACUUUUAUGUCAAAACUUAAGAAUACUUAUUUGUACAUAUCAUAUGCUUUCACCUUUAUUAGUUUUACCGUUUACUUGUACAGGAAACAAUUCAAUUUACUUUUGAUGUACGAAGAAAAGAAAGAUAUACGAUUUAAGUAUUACUUUAUAGUCGUUACAUAUUACGGGAAAUUGCAAUAACAUAAACAAAGUUUUCAAGUAUUACUUCAAAAUGUCCGAUAUAAGGCAAAGUUUUAAAUAUAGCAGAACACAGACUGAUAAUGAGGAACAUUGGACAGAUACUAUAACAUGGUCUCUCAAAACCUUUCGCGAACUAUUGGCAACAAAGGAGAAUAUGUUUUUUUAUUCUGAGGAAUCCGAGGUCCAGAAUUCGAAACAACCGGAGACAAGAUUGCGAUUAAAAAUAAAGUGGUGUAGCCGCACCGAUGAUAUUAAAAUAUAUUACUCUUCACCAGCACCUGUGGUCCUCAACUAUAGAGUGUGCUUGGAUUCUCAACAGGGACAAGUCCUUGUGACGCAGAGUAGUUACAGGAUACUAGCGAACAUGUGGCACUAUAUGACCACAAUAAUGUGUGAUUACAGAACGAUCUGUAUACGCGCAGGGCGUAAAGAGGCGUGCUGUUAUGAUUUCAAGAUUCUAUUUGAGUUCAAUGUGUUUUCCAAAGAUUACCAAACCAACCAUUUAGAUAAGUUGAGCGAUGAUUUUGAGCAGCUAUUUUUGAACAAAUUAUUUUCUGAUGUAAUGAUGAAGUCUGCGGAAGGCACUGAGUUUGAAGUUCACAAGAAUAUAUUAGCGUGUCGGAGCCCAGUUCUUAAAGCCCACUUUGCACAUGACACUACUGAGAGUUACACUAAUAUAGUGGAGUCCCCGUUCGAGGCAGAUGUGUUACAGGAGGUGCUAACAUUUAUAUACAGCAACAAAGUCCCGAAGGCUGGUGAGAUACCAGACAAGCUGUUGGAAGCUGCUGAUUAUUACCAACUUGAUGGACUGAAAAGUUUGUGUACACAAAAAUUAUAUGAAAAGCUUACUGCGGAGAAUGCUAUAGAUACACUACAACUAGCCGAUAGACAUCAUGCUGAUUCAUUGAAGCAGUUAACAUUGCUGUUCAUUAAGGAUAGGGCAGGGCAAAUUAUAAAAAAAUCUGAAGGAUGGGAUAAAGUUGAAUCCGUUACAUUGUUGAAAUAUAUCUGCGAAUGGUUCAUGCAAAAUGAUGAUUCAGAUGCUGGGGCAAUAGAUGAAUAAGAAGCAUUUCUGUAAAACUAAUUAUAAGAUACCCAAAAGCCAAUUUCAUACAAGAAUACCUGUACCUCUUACAAUAUUUUCUGCAUGAUAAUAAUUAAAAGGAGUAAAAUAAAUGUUUUGUAAUUUACACAUACAAGUCUGAAUAGACUAGUCCAGUAUGACAAGAAGCACUAUCAAGAAUCUACAAGUACAGAAGCAGAAGUACUCUGCAGGUCUAUAUUGACUCGAUAAAUAAUAAUGUAUUAGCUACGUUAUAAUAGGUUAACAUAAAUGCUGUCCUAAACAGAUGAUUAUUUUAAUUAAAUUUAACUUACUUUA